Lactuca sativa (garden lettuce) is the source of this 2865-nucleotide messenger RNA. RefSeq lists its product as uncharacterized. The record is from RefSeq and is a predicted model, not a curated record. NCBI's taxonomy places the organism in Eukaryota, Viridiplantae, Streptophyta, Magnoliopsida, Asterales, Asteraceae.
CCAAUAAGAAGGAAAAAAGAAGAAAGGAUGUGAAUGUGAUAACUAACCACACAACACUUUCACUUUGAAUUGGAAUAGGAAAAGGGGAAGGGGAAAGGGAAAGAGGAAAAACCCACCGUCGACACGCCAGCCUCCGGUCUCCUCGAUUCUCUCACUGAAAAGAAGAAGAAGAAGAAAAGAUGAUGGGUUUAGGGUAUUUGGGAUCAUCGUCGUCAUCUUCGUCGUCCUCAAAUUUGUCACCUUUAGCUCCACCUUUUACUGUUGAUCGAUCUAACCAAAACAAACCUGCCCUAAAUUCAAACUCAAUUUCCCAUUUCAAUGAUCCAUCAUAUGGAGUACCCUUCACCUCCUCUUGGCACUCCUCAACUGCUAGACAAGAUUUUUUGGCCGAUUCGGGAAGGACCACUACUCUCCCUUUAAACGAUUCCAGAUACAUGAUUCCGGAGCCCGUUAAUCUUCCAACCGCUGGUAAUUGGUCUGGUUUGAACUCUAAUGGUAAACAUGGAUUGGAGCAGAUAACUCCUGGUCGGCCCCAUUGGUCUGCUGUAUACCCUAGUCCAAAACGUGUCGCUGAUUCCUUCUCUUAUAAUCUCAGUGAAGCAAAGCCAUUCUAUCCUCCGUAUGCCUCUUCUUCUUCGGUGAACAAUGAUGAUAUUCCUUUGGUGACCUUUAGUGAGCCCGGCUACGAUUUGUUGUCUAGUUCUGGGCUUGGGCUUGCUCACGGGCAUGGUGAUGAAACCUCCCAAGUUGAUUAUACCCGAAGCUUGUCUGGAUUGGAGUAUAACCCGCAGCACGACAGUGUUUGGAGUACUGGACUGCCCGAGGGAAAGCAAGUGAAAAAAAUUGAAAGCGACGACAGUUUUUUUUCAGAGGAGGCCAACCUUGCUGCUUAUAAUAACUAUUUUAAUCAAGGAGCUUAUGGUAACAAGAGCUCAAGCAAAAGCAAAGAUGAUGCUAGCCUUUUCUAUUAUGCUGAUAUUAUAAGAAGAGCAAACAACAGUGGGCAUGGAAAGUCAGAUGCUGCAUCAUUUUCUGCAAAUGCAAAUACUCACAGCCUUGAUCCUAAUGACUUGUCAAAAGGAGGAUCAACGUUUAGAGCCUUUCCUAUGUUUUCUGAAUCUCAUCCAUUAAUACAAUCACCUGAACCUCCUGAAGAUCUCUGGAACAGCCAAAACUCAUACAACCCCAACCCAUAUGAGAAGAGAUACCAUAUGUUUGAUUGCUCUGAUGAUCACAUAACAAAAUCAUCUGCCCUUGUGAUCAAGCCUCCUGCUGCAGUUUCAUCAAAAAGUUUGGAGAUUGGCAAUCUUUCAGCUCUGAACAUCAAUGAUGUUGUGGGUAGUCCCUUGAAAGAAAAGGAGCAAUCCUUAUCGGGUGGGAGUUUCUUGGCUCCAAAUCAGCUGAGCUUUCAAAUAGGAAGAACUUCCUCAACAAAAAACGAAGACAUGUCUGCCUCUGCCAGUGAUCAACUGAAAUUUGAGUUUAAAGCUCAAGUUCCUGAUAUCAAUACCACCGGAAAUGUAAAAAUCAGUGCAAAUUCUUUUGAACAGUUUGAUCAUCAUAACCCUGCUGAGGAUUCUCCUUGCUGGAAAGGAGCUCCCACCUCUCAGUCUCAGUUUCUACCAUUUGAAUCCCAAUCACCUCAACCUCCUAUGAAGAAACUACAAACAGGGAAUGGUGUGGACGAAACAAAUGAGAGGAAAGAAGACUCUGUUGAGGUUGUUGUGGUGAAUUCUUCCGAACCUAGCAAUGGAGGAGGAGGAGGAGGAGGAGUUGUUGAUAACAACAUUAAACCAAAGAAGGAAUAUGCUUCCUUGAACGAGUCAAGUAAACUGAAGUUACCAACAACUCCAGAGAUGGAUGUUAAUGUCAAUGCAAGUGGUGUUGUGAAAUCACUGUAUAAUCUGUCGGAUUUGCUUUUACUUCACUGUUCAAAUGAUGAAUUUGCGCUAAAGGAGCAUGAUCGCGAGGCCCUUGAUCGUGUGAUUCACAAUCUUGGUGUCUGCAUGUCAAAAGCGACCUCUCCACCUCCACCUCCACCUCAGCAGCAGAAGACAUGCACAUCAAAUAUGUCUCAAGAGUUGCAGAUGAGGAAUGAAACCAUAUUGCAUGAUGAUAGUUUUGGUAAAAAUGUGGAGAAAUUGCUGCUGGAACAUGCUUCUCUGGAUGUGGAUCCGCCAAAAGAUCAUAAAAUGGUCCAGGCAAUACAAAAGGUGCUUGCAGAAAAUGUGGAAUGUGAGGUGAAGGUGACGGAGACCCUGUCAUUGUAUAAAAAUCUGUGGCUUGAAGCCGAAGCAGAGCUCUGCUCCUUAAGUUUUAGAGCCCGCUUUGAGCGUUUGAAGACACACAAAUCAACAGAUGCUGCUGCCUCUCCCACUCCCAUAAAAAAGGAAAUCACAGUCGUUGAUGAUGAUGUUGAUGUUGAGGCUGGUGUGAUGGCCCGUUUCAAUAUCCUCAAGCGCCGUGAAGACCCAAAUCCUGUUGCAGAUAUUAUUGACCCUUGGGUGAUGGACCGAUUGAACAUUCUCAAACGCAGAGGGGAGUUGAAUGCUAAUAAUAAAGUAACAGAUUGUGUCCAGGAUGAUGAAGAAGCAGAAGAAGACCAACAAGAAGAAGAAGAAGAAGAAGCAGUGGGGAGUGGGGGCUCAGACUGGGAACACAUACUCAAAGAUGACUUUAGUUGGCGCCUAAGUUAACAACCACCACUUCCUAAGCAGCCAUGUACUAUGUACAUACAUAAAUAAGUAUCGUACCAUGAUACCCACCUGUUAAUAGUUAAUACUUUAUGUCUUAAUAAUACAUCUCUAAACCAAAAAUAUGUAUAAAGUUUCAAAUUUAAUUUUCAACUUGGGUCGGGUUGCUUUA